Molecule: messenger RNA, 967 nt
Organism: Durusdinium trenchii
Lineage: Eukaryota; Dinophyceae; Suessiales; Symbiodiniaceae
Source: the annotation of a GenBank genome assembly
CCCCAUGAACUGUGGAAGUGGCUCAGGAUUUUCCACCAGAGCCGGCAGAAGCUAGCAUGGCUUUCGCCGAAGCGAAGGUGGAAGAGCCAGAGGUCGAUGCAGAUGCGGCAGAUGGUCCCCAACACGAGGAGGACCCUCCACCACAGCCGACAGAAGCUACUGUCAUUUCCGCCGAAGCGAAGGUUGAAGAGCCAGAGGUCAAAGCAGUUGCAGCAGAUCCUCCCAAACACGAGGAGGACCCUCCACCACAGCGGACAGAAGCUACUGUCAUUUCCGCCGAAGCGAAGGUUGAAGAGCCAGAGGUCAAAGCUGUUGUGGCAGAUCCGCCCAAGCACGAGGAGACCAAGAAGAAGAAACAAAAGAAGAAGGGCAGGAAGACGGCAAUCCUUCCCAAGAAAGGGUUCACCGGACAGCUACCGGCCCAGAUCAGCGAGCGCUUCAAGGGCACGGUUCAGGUCCGGAGGGAGGAACACAUGGCUUGGGCGUGCUACGGCAUGCUUCGUCAUAGCCAGGAUUGAUUUCUGCCAUGCGACGGGUACCGCGUUGUUUUGACCUUGAGACAACUCCCUUUUUGCCGCUUCUCAGUAAAUUAGCAGAGACAUAUAUGGACAACUUGCUUCAAAGUAGUUGGGACCUGACUUGAACAGACUUCAAUACUUGUAGCUCAUUGAGCCGUUUUGAUUUGUCAGAGGGGCUUAGUUGCCCCUUUGGCUUCUUUCUGUGGAAGGACACAGCAAAUGCCAAGCAGAAGCUGGAGGAGCACCAAGUGGCAAGUGAGGAAAAUGUCGAGUUGGAGACCACCAUUGCGUUGCAGGCGAUCUGAUCCGAGUCAAGGCAGAACAUCCACUUGCUGGUGAGCUAUUUGUUUGAACAUUCACCAGGGCUGUUCAUUGUACAUACUCAGUGCAGAGAGGCGAGCCAGUGCGGAAGCUGAGAAUGAUGAGUGGUUUGUAACGGUUUGUCGUGC